Messenger RNA from Sardina pilchardus (European sardine), 1150 nucleotides. Its product is annotated as complement C1q-like protein 2. Bases 6 to 692 code for a protein of 228 amino acids. NCBI's taxonomy places the organism in Eukaryota, Metazoa, Chordata, Actinopteri, Clupeiformes, Clupeidae. Gene Ontology annotation, molecular function: protein binding. The record is from RefSeq and is a predicted model, not a curated record. The transcript is spliced from 3 exons.
UGUCCAUGAUGAUGAAGAGUUAUCUGUCUGCGCUGCUGCUGCUGCUGCUCUGCUCUCUGUGUGGAGCACACAGCCUGGGUGAUGGAGAUAUGCAGGAGUCCAGCAGCCUGCAGCUGGGAGAUGGAGCAGGAGAGGGAGGCGUGAAUUAUGUAGAUAACUCCUGCCAACUAUUCAUCGGUCUGAGGGAUGAAGUCCGUGAGCUGAGAGAGACGGUGUCCACCCUGCGGAACCAACUAGCCGAGAGUGUGUCCACCCUCAGGAGCCAACUAGCAGAACAAAAGAGAAAAGAACAAGUGGCGUUUGGGGCUAUACUGGGUUCGAAUGGAAAUCAUGGUCCAUAUAACACUCAGGUUACUCUGGUGUAUAAGGAUGUGUUUGUCAAUGCUGGGAAUGCAUACAACCCAACAACAGGUAUCUUCACUGCACCAAUGAGAGGUGUCUACUCCUUCAGUUUCUCUGGUCAUAAUCAGUCCACUAGACCCAUGGGUCUCGCACUGUUCAAGAACGGCCAGCAAAUGGUGACGGUGUACAAUCAUGCUGCAGGUAAUCGCUAUGAGACUGCAACCAAUGGAAUGACCCUGCAGCUAGAGCUGGGCGACCACGUGUAUAUGCGGCUUUGGACAAACACAUGGAUUCAUGAUAACUCAGCGAACCUCAGCACUUUUAGUGGCCAUUUGCUGUUUCCACUGUAAGACAAUGUUUGUCUGUCUUAGUGCAGGUAGCACACCCAACAUAACAUAAGUUACAUUGAUAAAUGUUUUAAGAGCAAAGCCAUGGAAAUGUCCAUGCUUUGAUAGGACACACACACACACACGCACGCACGCACGCACGCACGCACACACACACACACACACACACACACACACACACACAAGCUAUUGAAGUAUUCCUCACUCACAAUAAUGACCUAACAUAAAAGUAGAGUAUGUGUUUGUAUAUUCAGUUGUAAAAUUGUUAAUGUUUGUUUUCAUAAAUGUCUUUGAGGGAAUUGAAUUUUGAAUAUAUAGGCCUGUUUUGCAUUGCUUAUAUUUUAUAUCAAUUAAAUUUUUGUUAUAUGCAGUCCUCCGUAAUCAGUCCACAGUUGUCACCUGAGUAUAUGUCAUUCCAUGUUAUUGUGUUGCUGAUCAGUUAAUAAACUAUAUUAAAAUAU